This is a messenger RNA of Sander lucioperca (pikeperch), 4477 nucleotides long. It is a transcript of the gene isl2b, whose product is annotated as ISL LIM homeobox 2b. Gene Ontology annotation, cellular component: nucleus. Gene Ontology annotation, biological process: neuron fate specification; axonogenesis; positive regulation of transcription by RNA polymerase II. Bases 157 to 1251 code for a protein of 364 amino acids. The record is from RefSeq and is a predicted model, not a curated record. The transcript is spliced from 6 exons. Lineage: Eukaryota; Metazoa; Chordata; Actinopteri; Perciformes; Percidae. Gene Ontology annotation, molecular function: DNA-binding transcription factor activity, RNA polymerase II-specific; cis-regulatory region sequence-specific DNA binding.
CCCUGCAGCUUCCUCGCCCCCCUUUAACCCCCCCCCCAAUUUCCCCCCGCCCCCUCCCAGUCCAGAGAGACACACGUUAUCAGGGAGGCAGCCGAAGGGCCAGUCAUCUCCUCACAUCGUUUCUGCAUCUACCACAAUCCCCUUUAUCCGUCCUGUAUGGUGGAUAUUAUUUUCAGCUCUUCUUUCUUGGGUGAUAUGGGGGAUCAUUCCAAAAAGAAGCCAGGAUUCGCGAUGUGUGUAGGAUGUGGAAGUCAGAUCCAUGACCAGUACAUACUGAGAGUCUCUCCCGACCUGGAGUGGCAUGCAGCCUGCCUGAAGUGUGCAGAGUGCAGCCAGUACCUGGAUGAGACCUGCACUUGUUUCGUCCGGGAUGGCAAAACCUAUUGCAAAAGAGAUUAUGUAAGGCUGUUUGGAAUAAAAUGCGCAAAAUGCAACCUGGGAUUCAGCAGCAGCGAUUUGGUGAUGAGGGCCCGGGAUAACGUUUACCACAUCGAGUGUUUUCGGUGCUCGGUGUGCAGCAGGCAGCUGCUGCCGGGAGACGAGUUCUCCCUGCGGGAAGAGGAGCUGCUGUGCCGGGCGGACCACAGCCUGCUGCUGGAGAGGAGCUCCGCAGGAAGCCCUAUCAGCCCCGGACACAUCCACUCCAACAGACCGCUGCACCUGGCAGCAGACCCGGUCACGGUGCGGCAGGCCCCGCAUCGGAACCACGUCCACAAGCAGUCGGAGAAGACGACGCGGGUCAGGACGGUGCUGAACGAGAAGCAGCUCCACACGUUGCGGACCUGCUACAACGCCAACCCGAGGCCGGACGCGCUGAUGAAGGAGCAGCUGGUGGAGAUGACCGGCCUGAGCCCCAGGGUGAUCCGGGUCUGGUUCCAGAACAAGCGCUGCAAAGACAAGAAGAAGUCCAUCCUGAUGAAGCAGCUCCAGCAGCAGCACCACAGUGAUAAGACUGUAAGCAUCUUCAAUCUGCAGGGCCUCACAGGGACGCCUCUUGUAGCCGGGAGUCCUAUUCGACAUGAGAGUGCUGUGCAGGGAAACCCAGUGGAGGUUCAGACCUACCAGCCUCCAUGGAAAGCCCUGAGUGAGUUCGCCCUGCAGAGUGACCUGGACCAACCAGCCUUCCAACAACUGGUGUCUUUCUCUGAAUCGGGCUCUCUCGGAAACUCCUCCGGCAGCGACGUGACUUCUUUGUCCUCUCAGUUACCGGACACCCCCAACAGUAUGGUACCCAGCCCGGUGGAGACGUGAAACGGGGCCCCUCAGACCUGUCGGCCCCCCCUCCUGCAAGGACAAUUGCAGCAUGAUCCCGGUCCCCUGCAUGUGACCAGCUCAUCACAUCGCCCAAACUACAGAGGAGAGUGUUUUUUUAAUUUCAUGACACGGAGGAGAUGGAACCAAGAAAGCACCGAUUGACUCCGAGUUUUUUUGUGGAGCUUUCAUUGACAAAAACUAAGCAGAACAAUUGUUGCAUGACUUGAUACGGAGAAAGAAGAUGUACAGAAGACCUCCCGAUGGAUAUACUACAGCAAACCUUCCCUCAUAAACAAAUUGGAAACAUUCCCAUGUCGAAACAAAUGGACAUUCUGCGGACAUUCAUUGUGAUCAUAUUGUGUCUUGUUUCUUCAACAUGAGAAUUUUUUGAUACAUUUAUUGCGUUGUCGAGUCCCGUUGACUCUGUGUCUUAAGGUCAGAGCAUGAUAAACUGCAAAUUAUUCGUGUUGUAAAAUAUUUUAUCUUAAGGGCAGGUUGUUUGAGCUUCUCGAACAAAAAGUAAAUUAUUGUUAUAUUAUUUAUUGUUAGGAAAGCGAUUCGUAAAGGGAUUAUUAACUGAUAAAGAAUUAAAAAAAACAAGCUGAAUACAUAACGUGUCCUGAUGACCAAUGUUUGUACUUUGUCGCUUUUGCAUUUGCAAUCCAAUAUUUAUAAUAAUUUAAAACAAUUUGUUUGAAAAUGCAGCUCUGGAAUUAACAACAACUGUCCAUCUUGCAUUGCAAAAAUUAGACGAGAAACGAAUUGACUGCACAUGUUAUUUGCCAGUGAUCUUAACAUGGCGAUAAAGUGAAAUUCACCGUCCAGAUCCAAAGCGGCAACAUAUCGUUACUCCUCAUGACAUCGAGUCAUUUCUGAUUUGGGAAACAUGCAACAAAUACAAAGCUUCUAUACAGCCUUGGCCGAUUUGAGGAAUAUAGAAGCUUUAAAAAAAAAAAAAAAAAGUAAUUCCAGUUGCACUGAAUAUGUUGUUUGUCCUGUUCAACCUAUACCAAGUUGGCCGGCCUGGAUUGAAGCCCGGAGGCUCUGUUGUCUUAUCAACCCCUCCAUCUGCGGUGUGUCCCCCUUCGGUUAUGGAGCAGGAUUCGGCCAGUGGUCAUUUACUAUCUCGGGGGCAAAAACCUGCUGUAAAUUGUGCUCAGUCCAGUUACUCUGGUUGAGUCACAAGCUGGUCUAGACAGCGCGGAGGGAUCGGCGACCUCUUAUCUAGUCCUGGCAUCACCUGCAAGCGAUACACUGACUGAAGCCACAACAAACUAACUAAACACCCCCCUCCAUAGACACACACACACACACACACACACACACACACACAUAUAUACACUCCCUCCCCAAAGCCCCUCUCUUAUGUGAGGGGAGCAGAGUGCAGCUCGUAAAGGGUCACUUCUCCUCCUCGGUUUAUAUAUUUUCCUUCAGUGAAUUGCGUUAUUGCGCACGGGUCAGCCGAGAUGACAGCUCAGGCUAAAUGAACCGACCUCCUUUACACUGUGCGCAGGACAAAAACAAAGCUGCCAUGUGUGCUCUGAAAAUCUGUGGCUAAACUUGUUUUUCAGACAUAGGCUAUAGCCUACGUACGUUUUUUUUAUUUAUUUAUUUUUUUUAAGUGAGCACAGCUCUAUUAUAGUUCACGUUAUUUAUUUAUUCAACCUACUUUGAAAUUAUUCAUCAUGCCAGGAGUGACUUUUAUUUGUCUUCGAUGCAGUUUGGUUAAACAACAAGGAAAAACAUGUCAUUAAUGGCAAGAAAAUAAGUCUAUUUAAUUCUAAAAAAAAGAAAUAAUUGGAAACGAAUGGAAAUGCUGAAAAAUUGACUCAAUAAUACACCAAAUAAUUGCCUGUAUUUUGAUAUGAAAUGUUUUUUCUCUGUGAAAAAAAAAAAUCUUUUUUUUAGUACACUGACAGUGUCUUAAUCGGAAGUUUGACUGAAAGAAGACAGAUCAUAGAUUUGUAAUUGAACUAUUUCAAAUAAGAUAAGUUAACAAUGCGAGCAGAUUAAGAUAACAGAGAUAAGUGAAGAAUAACAAUGGCGUUUACAGACAAGAAUGCAAGCCUAUUAACUGUCCUCCAGCAGAAAAUCAUUGUGGGGCCAUAUAUGUUUCCAAAACAGCUAACUUCCAGGAUACUGCGCAUCCCCUAAAGGCUCACACGAGAUAGGCCAUAUUUAAAGGAAAGAUCAAAUUAAAAUGAACUAACAUGCCAUUCUAGCUGUAUGAAAAAAAAAAAGAAGAUAAUCCAAACCAAUCCGUUUUGUGCAACAAACAUGUAAAAGUUUUUAAAUAAAAUAGAUGUUUUUAAAGCUUUUAUUUGAAGAUGAAAUCUAGCAGGGAGUAACAACACCAAGAUAACAUAUAAGGAAAUAAUAAUAAAAAAAAAAAAAAAGUCAAAAAAUGCUACUGAAAAAUAAUUUAAAUGCACAAUUACAUUCACCAAAACAGCACGCGACACAUAAAAAAAAUGUACCCCAGCUGAAGUUUAUUCUCCAUUUUAUGUUUUUCAGCUCGUAUUAGUCAGUGUUGCUCAUACAGACCAGAGAUCAUGUCCUCUGACACCCAUAAAACUCCGCCUCAGUUACCUGUAGGCCAGAAGAUCUUCUAUCUAUGAAUGGGCGUCUCCCCUCAGUGCGUUAAAUAAGAACCAAAAUAAACACCGGUGAUCCUUGAACACAUACACACAGCUCCAGUAUCUACACCAUUCACUGGAUCACUCUUUCAAUAGGCCUAAUAGACUUGGUUUUAACGGCUCAUGCCGGUCCUUAGUGCGCCACUGACUUGCACGAAGAUACCCUAUUUUGAUUUUCUAAUUUAUUUCUCACGUUUUUGACCGAAACACUGCGACAUUGUAGCUCCCCCCACAUCAUUUAGGAUGAACUCCGGACUGCAGUGUCUGUAUGUGUCAAGUUGCUUCGAAGCAACUAGACGCUGUCAGAGGGAAUGACACCGUAUCAUUAAUGAUUAAGAGGACGAGUCCAUUUAAAGGUGUGAUGUAAUUCUCUAAUUGGUGGAGGGGUGGACGUAAUUAGAUCACCCGGCGUGCUCAGCGCCGCCCACGACCACGAGUCACUAAACGGUCACCGACUGACAGACACAUGGAGCAUUCAAAUGUUCUUUAAUCCGUGUAGACGAGUUUGUUUUGUUAGUGUGUGUGUGUGUGUGUGUGUAGGGAAAACAUACAAAUAAAACUCUAAGAAUAGACAUUGGUACAUUUCA